AUGGAGGGAGAGUUGAGAUACUUUGAGUUAAAUACAGGAGCCAAAAUGCCUUCUCUUGGCAUCGGCACUUACAAAACUCCUGCUCAUAUUGUUGCUGCUGCCAUCAAGUUUGGGUACCGACACAUUGAUUGUGCUCAUAUCUACGGAAAUGAAAAGCAGAUUGGAGUUGUUUUAAAGGAUCUGUUUGACGGAGUAGUGAAGCGAGAGGACUUAUUCAUCACUUCUAAACUCUGGAAUGCUGAUCAUGAGCCAGAAGAUGUGCCAAAGGCACUACAUAAAACUUUGGAUGAUCUUCAACUUGAUUACUUGGAUCUAUAUCUUAUUCAUUGGCCAGUAAAAGAGAAAAAGGGAUUGAGUGGUGACAAUGUUGAGCGGUUCCUUCAAGCAGACAUACCUCGUACAUGGAAAGCAAUGGAAGCCCUAUAUGAUUCAGGGAAGGUUAGAGCAAUCGGAGUGAGUAAUUUCUCUGCAAAAACACUAGAUGGCCUUCUGGAAGUUUCUCGUGUGGUUCCUGCUGUAAACCAAGUGGAAUGUCACCCUAUGUGGCAACAACCCAAACUGCGUGAAUAUUGUAAAUCAAAGGGCAUACAUUUAUCUGCAUAUUCACCAUUGGGUUCUCAAUCUUCUGAGGCAACUAGAAAAGGGGUUUUGGUUAAUCCAAUUCUGAAUAAAGUAGCGGAGGAACUGGGAAAAUCUCCUGCACAGGUAGCUCUUCGUUGGGGACUUCAACAAGGCCACAGUGUAUUGCCCAAGACUUCAAAUGAAGAAAGGUUAAAGGAGAAUUUACACAUUUUUGACUGGUUCAUUCCCCAAUAUCUGCUCUCCAAGUUUUCUGAGAUUUUUCAGGAAAAGUUUCUUAAAGCCACACAAUUGGGGUAUGAGGCAUCCGCUGGAUACAUCACUCUUGAAGAACUAUGGGAUGACCAAAUUUGAUGUCUUUGAUUAUUGCUCAUAUGCAAAUAAUGAUUUUCAUUAAUCACUCUCCUUUUCUCAAUUUACAGUGUAACCAAAAAAAAAUUAGAACACUCGGUUCUAGCUUUCGAAAAAUAAUUGUUUGUAAUUUUUUAUUUUAUUAUUAAAUGUGCGAUCUAUAAUAUUUUUUUAAAGUAAUCAUAACUAUUAUGAAUUUCUACCAUACUUGUAGUGAUAAUUGUUGGUUGAUAUCA
This is a messenger RNA of Amaranthus tricolor (Joseph's coat), 1166 nucleotides long. RefSeq names its product NADPH-dependent aldo-keto reductase, chloroplastic-like. Gene Ontology annotation, cellular component: cytosol. The record is from RefSeq and is a predicted model, not a curated record. Gene Ontology annotation, molecular function: aldose reductase (NADPH) activity. Lineage: Eukaryota; Viridiplantae; Streptophyta; Magnoliopsida; Caryophyllales; Amaranthaceae. The coding region runs from base 1 to 933 and encodes 310 amino acids. The transcript is spliced from 7 exons.